AGCAGCACGGAGCGGGUAUCCAUUCCUCCACUGUCGCCUUUUCUCCCCGCGUUACCAAGGCUCCACUAUGCCCGGGAUCUAACAGCCAACCCACGGCGCGGACUCUUACUUCUCCCCGGUGGAUGUGGAUAUUGGAACCGCGGACAUGCGAAAGAUAGUCAGCUUAUCCAUUUCGGUGCUGCUGGUUCUAUGGGGGUGCGCGCUCGGAGGCUCGCCCAGCGUUCAAAUCGGCGGGCUAUUUCCAAGGGGUGCCGACCAGGAGUACAGCGCGUUUCGGAUAGGAAUGGUUCAAUUUGGCACGCAGGAAUUUCGCCUCACGCCUCACAUUGACAAUCUGGAAGUGGCCAAUAGUUUUGCCGUCACCAACUGCUUCUGUUCACAAUUCUCAAGAGGAGUGUACGCCAUUUUUGGAUUCUAUGAUAAGAAGUCGGUGAACACCAUCACGUCCUUCUGCGGAACUUUGCAUGUGUCCUUCAUAACUCCCAGUUUCCCUCUGGAUGGGACCCAGCAGUUUAUCAUCCAGAUGAGGCCGGACAUCAAGGGCCCGCUGCUCAGCCUUAUCGAGUACUACAAGUGGGACAAAUUUGCCUACCUGUACGACAGCGAUAGAGGUUUGACCACUCUGCAGGUGGUUCUGGACACAGCUGCGGAGAGGAAGUGGCAGGUGACGGCCAUAAACGUGGGCAACCUGAAGGACGAGCGUAAAGACGAGGCCUACCGCUCUCUGUUCCAAGAUCUGGAGAAUAAGAAGGAACGCAGGGUUAUACUGGACUGUGAGCAGGACAAAGUCAAAGACAUAAUGGACCAGGUUAUCACCAUCGGGAGGCAUGUCAAAGGAUACCACUACAUCAUUGCAAACUUGGGCUUUGUCGACGGAGACUUGUCCAAGAUCCAAUAUGGCGGCGCUAAUGUGUCAGGAUUCCAGAUAGUGGACUUUGACGAUCCUCUGGUGUCCAAGUUUGAUCAGAGAUGGGAGGCUCUGGAGGAGAAGGAGUAUCCAGGAGCGGAUAGUAGGAUACGGUACACCUCGGCUUUGACUUACGACGCAGUGCAGGUGAUGACCGAAGCCUUCCGGUACCUCCACAAGCAGAGGAUUGACUUCACAAGGCGGGCUAACACCGGGGACUGCCUGGCUAACCCUGCUGUACCAUGGGCCCAAGGUGUGGAGAUAGAGAGGGCACUCAAACGGGUACGAGUGGAGGGCCUGACAGGAAAUAUCCAGUUUGACCAGCACGGGAAGAGGGUCAACUACUCCGUGAACAUCAUGGAGCUGAAGACCAACGGCCCAGUCAAGAUCGGUUACUGGAAUGAGGUGGACAAGAUGGCGGUCACUAAAUCGGACGUCUUUGCGAAUGACUCAUUAGGGAUGGAGAACAAGACAGUAAUUGUGACUACUAUCUUCGAAGCUCCAUACGUGAUGCUCAAGAAGAACGCUGACCUUUUCGUGGACAAUGAGCGCUACGAGGGCUACUGCGUGGAUCUGGCGGCCGAGAUAGCCAAGCACUGCGGCUUCAAAUACCAGCUCAAGAUAGUAGGGGACGGCAAGUACGGGGCCAGGGACGCGGAGACCAAGAUAUGGAACGGCAUGGUGGGGGAGCUGGUGUACGGGAAAGCAGACAUCGCCGUCGCUCCUCUGACCAUCACCCUGGUGCGAGAGGAGGUCAUCGACUUCUCCAAACCCUUCAUGUCCCUGGGGAUCUCCAUCAUGAUCAAGAAGCCUCAGAAGUCCAAACCGGGCGUCUUCUCCUUCCUGGACCCUCUGGCCUACGAGAUCUGGAUGUGCAUCGUGUUCGCCUACAUCGGGGUCAGCGUGGUGCUCUUCCUGGUCAGCCGCUUCAGUCCGUAUGAGUGGCACACGGAGGAAUACGAAGACGGGCAGAUUCAAACCAACGAGUCGACGAAUGAGUUUGGGAUAUUCAACAGCUUGUGGUUCUCUCUGGGGGCGUUCAUGAGGCAGGGCUGUGACAUCUCGCCUAGGUCUCUGUCUGGUCGUAUAGUUGGAGGCGUGUGGUGGUUUUUCACGCUGAUCAUCAUCUCAUCUUACACGGCUAACCUGGCUGCCUUCCUCACUGUGGAGAGGAUGGUGUCCCCCAUAGAGAGUGCAGAGGACCUGGCCAAGCAGACCGAGAUCUCCUAUGGUACACUGGACUCUGGAUCCACCAAAGAGUUCUUCAGGCGCUCCAAAAUCGCUCUGUUUGACAAAAUGUGGACGUACAUGAAAAGCGCUGAGCCCUCUGUGUUUGUGAAAACCACAGCGGAGGGCGUGCAGAGGGUGCGUAAGUCCAAGGGCAAGUACGCCUACCUGCUGGAGUCCACUAUGAACGAGUACAUCGAGCAGAGGAAGCCCUGCGACACCAUGAAAGUUGGGGGUAACCUGGACUCCAAAGGCUACGGGAUCGCGACGCCCAAAGGAUCCUCAUUAAGAAAUGCGGUUAACCUCGCAGUACUAAAACUGAAUGAGCAAGGCCUGUUGGACAAAUUGAAAAACAAAUGGUGGUACGACAAAGGAGAGUGCGGCAGCGGGGGAGGUGAUUCCAAGGAGAAGACAAGUGCCCUCAGCCUGAGCAACGUGGCUGGGGUCUUCUACAUCCUGGUCGGCGGACUGGGUUUGGCCAUGCUGGUGGCUUUGAUUGAGUUCUGUUACAAGUCCAGAGCCGAGGCCAAACGAAUGAAGGUGGCAAAGAAUGCACAGAAUAUUAACCCAACUUCCUCGCAGAAUUCUCAGAAUUUUGCAACUUAUAAGGAAGGUUACAACAUGACCUUCGGGGACGCCAUGCGCAACAAGGCCCGCCUCUCGGUGACAGGGAGCACGGGUGAGAACGGCCGCGUCAUGACUCCAGAAUUUCCCAAAGCUGUGCACUCAGUCCCGUACGUGAGGCCCGACAUGGGACUGAACGUCAGCCUAACCGAUCUCUCCUGAUCUUUGACGAACUCCUGAGUGCCUUACAAGGGUUUCCAUAGAGCGGGAUUCUAUUUCUUCUUCUUCUCCAACCCUCCCUUCAAGUGUUUCCGGCGCUUUUUUUCUGUCAUUGUGGUGAAAAUACAGCGCUACAAGAUGGAGGCUUCAUUUCGUCGAUUACAAAGACUAGUGUUGUCGCGCUCUGUCUUGACUUCCCGGUAUAGAAAAAGGUACCCUCGCUCUCUCUCGGUGGAAUGACGUUUUGGAUUAUAAAGGUUGUUUUUUUUAAUCUGGUGACACCAUGCUUUCCUCUGUGUGUGCACUGUGAGGAGGCGGAAAUGAGGGUUUGAUUGACAGCUCUGGGAUGUGUUUUGUGCGCCUGAUUCCAUGGUACGUGCGCGUGUGCAUUUGUAUGUACGCCUAUUCAGGUCUGUCCAGAACACUGUUUCUGUAGCCACCACCUCCAAACUGGAUUUUCAAGCACACUUGAUAUCAUCUGCAUAAAGAUGUGAAUUGUCUUUUUUUUUUCUAAGAAAAUCUCUGAAAAAAUGUUUGUUGAAAAAAAUAUUUUUAUGUAUUUUCACAAAAUAGCUUUUAAAUACUUGCUUACAUACUGGUUGAAUAUACAUAAUGUGUGAGUAUAACGAAAGAAAAAAUACUAAACAGCUUCUAUUCAGAUUUUUAAAGCCAAAAACAUUGCGAGGUGUUGAAUCAUGUAAUUAAUUCCUAUUCUAAACUUUCCUGUAUAUUUUCUUGUUUAACAUUUGGUGUUGAUAUAAAUCGUGUCAAUGCGUGACACUUGGACUUUUAUUUUAUUUUUCUUUGACUUUUGGUGCGGCGAUUCUUUCUUUUUUGCUUUCGCUGCUAUCUCUUUGUUAGCUUCCGUACUUUUGCUGUUUGUAUUUUUUCUCAAAAGGGCCAGAGUUUCUUGCUCUAAAGGAAUCUGUUUACACGUCACCCAAUGAGAAAACGUUGUAACAUCGUAUGGUCGUAUGGUCUGGUAACACCACCUGACAUUAGACUGGGCAUCCUCAUGGUUUUACGUGAUGGUUUUCAAUGCCAAAAUAGUCAACAGUGCCAAAUUCUAGUGCCAGUAUAGUCUAUAUAGUCUUAAUAUAAUCAGUCACUGCUCUCUCAGUGAAUGUACGCUCCGAGACAUUCUGUAACUUUUGUAUCUAGUUGUACAGUUGGUGGCAAAGACAAUAGCCUUUCUGCUUUGUUUGUCCAUUUUCCAUGUAUUUUUUGCAUUGACAAUAAAGUAGCACCAGUUGCAUGUUGUUACCGAAAAGAUUACAGUUAUGUUAAAUCAUUAUUGCCAAAUUUUGUUUUCAUUUUAAUGUUGUGAGGUUAGCUGUUUGAAAAUUGGAAAUACACUAGAAUUCUAUAUAAUAUAUACAUAUACAGGUAGACAUAUAUUUUAUAGAAAAAAGUCGAAAUGAGAAAAAUUCUAUCCCCCUUUCCAUAAAGUGUUAACCGAAGAUAUAGUAAUUUUAACAAAGACGUAUUUAUAAAUUAAAUUCUAGUAUUAUUCUUUAGGGACGUACAAAUGAGCACUUUUGAUUCUGUCAUGUUUUCUUUACCGACUAAACACAUGGACUCACUGUAUUGCUGGUAUUACUAUGAUCACCAUUGUUUUGUACCCAGCUUAUACUGCUAAUGGUUUCAUGACAUAUCCAGGCUAUUCUCACUGACAUUUUGUAUAUGGAAUGUGUGCUAUCUUGUUUAUUUUUUGGGAAUAUUUCUAAAUAAAAGUGGCUGAUUUC
Messenger RNA from Periophthalmus magnuspinnatus, 4662 nucleotides. RefSeq names its product glutamate receptor, ionotropic, AMPA 2b (gene gria2b). Bases 146 to 2920 code for a protein of 924 amino acids. Gene Ontology annotation, molecular function: transmitter-gated monoatomic ion channel activity involved in regulation of postsynaptic membrane potential; AMPA glutamate receptor activity. The transcript is spliced from 16 exons. Gene Ontology annotation, cellular component: dendritic spine; AMPA glutamate receptor complex; plasma membrane. The record is from RefSeq and is a predicted model, not a curated record. Gene Ontology annotation, biological process: modulation of chemical synaptic transmission; monoatomic ion transport; synaptic transmission, glutamatergic. Lineage: Eukaryota; Metazoa; Chordata; Actinopteri; Gobiiformes; Gobiidae.